Molecule: messenger RNA, 5862 nt
Organism: Carassius gibelio (silver crucian carp)
Lineage: Eukaryota; Metazoa; Chordata; Actinopteri; Cypriniformes; Cyprinidae
Gene: slc7a4
Product: solute carrier family 7 member 4
Exons: 5
Coding region: 251-2284 (677 amino acids)
Biological process (GO): amino acid transport; transmembrane transport
Cellular component (GO): plasma membrane
Molecular function (GO): amino acid transmembrane transporter activity
Source: RefSeq, a predicted model, not a curated record
CAUUUCUAAUGUGUUAGGGUGGGUACCGUCUGAUGAAUGAUGUGCUGUAGCUUUAAGAGCGGAAACAGCUCCUGUUCGCUCCUCCACCCUCCCUUCCUUCUCUUCUGUUCAAUGACGCUCUACAGCAUCGCUUUCACCGAACGAGACACGAAGCAACUACAGGUUGUUUGACUCCGAAAAUGCCGGGCCAGGUGUGAUCUUGGUAUAUUCCACACAGUCUCUUUCACCAACCCCUGUGUUCUCCGUCAAGAUGGCAUCAUGUGUUUCCGGCUGCUCUCCAGUGGUGAGGUUCUGUCAGAAGCUGAACCGGCUAAAGACGUUGGAGGACGACAUGAUGGCAACUUCACUGAAACGCUGUCUGUCCACAGUGGACCUCGCGCUGCUUGGUGUUGGUGGCAUGGUGGGUUCAGGCCUGUAUGUUCUCACGGGAACCGUUGCUAAAGACACUGCAGGACCGGCUGUAGUGGUGUCUUUCAUCAUAGCCGGGGUGGCGUCUCUCAUGGCAGCACUGUGUUAUGCUGAGUUUGGCGCCCGUGUACCAAAGACAGGCUCCGCCUACAUGUUCACGUACGUCUCUGUUGGGGAAAUCUGGGCAUUCCUGAUUGGCUGGAAUGUCAUUUUAGAGUAUAUGAUUGGUGGGGCGGCAGUAGCGCGUGCAUGGAGUGGAUAUCUGGACUCUAUUUUCAAUCAUCGCAUUCAGAACUUCACCGAGAGUCAUGUGAUGCGUUGGGAUGUGCCCUUCAUUGCUAAUUACCCAGACCUCUUAGCAGCCGCCAUCCUCCUAGUGGCUUCCUUUUUCAUUUCAUUUGGUGUUCGUGUCUCAUCUUGGCUAAACCACAUCUUCUCAGCCGUCAGUAUGGCAGUCAUUGUUUUUAUCUUGGUGUUUGGCUUUGUACUGGCCGACCCGGUCAACUGGAGCAGUCGGGAGGGAGGCUUUGCCCCCUUUGGACUUUCAGGUAUUCUGGCAGGAACUGCAACAUGCUUCUAUGCCUUCGUUGGCUUUGAUGUGAUCGCGGCUUCCAGCGAGGAGGCCAGCAAUCCUCAGAGGGCUGUUCCUGCAGCGACGGCAAUCUCACUAGGCCUGGCAGCCACAGCAUAUGUCCUGGUGUCCACGGUUCUUACGUUGAUGGUUCCAUGGCAUACGCUCGACCCAAACUCGGCGCUCUCAGAUGCGUUCUACAGACGAGGAUAUAGCUGGGCCGGGUUCAUCGUGGCUGUGGGAUCCAUCUGUGCCAUGAACACGGUGUUGCUUAGCAACCUCUUCUCCCUUCCACGGAUCGUGUAUGCCAUGGCAGAGGAUGGCCUUUUCUUCUCCGUCUUUUCCCGUGUAAACCCUGUAACCAAAGUCCCGGUGAUCGCAAUUCUAGUUUUUGGCAGCCUUAUGUCAAUCCUUGCCCUCAUCUUUGAUCUGGAAGCUCUGGUCCAGUUCCUCUCUAUUGGCACUCUGCUUGCUUACACUUUUGUAGCGGCCAGCAUCAUAGUGCUCCGCUUCCAGCCGGAUAAAAGCAGUGGGAGCUCAGGAGGAGGUGGAAUCAAGACCAACGCUUCAUCCACAUCUUCAGUGAACCAGUCGGGCCAGCCGGUGGAUCCGUCUGUGGGGACGAAUGAGACCCAGACCUUUGCGCCGGACGGUGGAGAGCUGAAGGAGUAUGAGUCCUUCUCUGAUAAACUUCAGCUGGUGGAGCGGCAGAAGUCGGUGAAGGAGAGAGGGGCUCCAGGGACACUGAAGGCCUGCUGGGAGCCGUAUCUGGGCCGGAUAGUGGGGGGCUGUGAGCCAGGCGGGGUGGUGGCCUUCUCUGUGCUCGCUCUGAUGGUCAGUGGAGUCUGUCUUUGUGCUGUGCUGGUGUUUGGGAAUGACCAGCUCAAUCUGCCUGUGUGGAGCUUCACCCUGCUGCUGGUCAUCUUCAGUCUGGUCUUCCUGCUCAGUCUGGCUCUCAUCUGGGUCCAUGAACAGCAGCCCAAUCAUAAGACUUUUCAGGUCCCUCUGGUGCCAUUCGUUCCUGGCUUCAGCAUCCUUCUGAAUGUAUUUCUCAUGCUGAAGUUAAGUCCACUCACCUGGAUCCGUUUCGCUGUAUGGCUUGCAGCAGGUCUUCUGGUGUAUUUCGGCUAUGGUAUCUGGCACAGUAAGGAGGGUUUGAGGGAGAAGCAGGGGCAGGAAGUGGCAGCACGAUACGUGGUCCUUCCCAGCGGCAGCCUGGUGGAGACCGUCCAGAACGUCCAGCCUGAAGGACACACUCUCAGCACACACUCACCAACCCACGAUAAUGCACCUGCCAGCAGAUGAUCUGAUCACACCGAGGUGUGUUCACAGUACACCCGCAUGCCUGCCUGUUCUGUUCCUCCUGGUUUUCUUUCUCUUCAGUUUACUGACAAAUGACAACGGUUUAUCAAAACGAAGGGUUAAAGGAAUAUUCUAGGUUCAGUAACUUGUCAAAUAAUGUUGGUUCCCACAAAAAAAUUAUUUGGACUUCCCCCAUUUCCUUUAAAAAAUCAAUAGAGGUAAAUGGAACCCAUUUUGGAGCAGAAAUGUGUACCUUAUUAUUUUAUGAACAAUUAUUCUGUUAAAACUGUAUUAUUUUAGCUGUAAACAAUUUGAGCUGUCAUUGCAAAAAAAAAAAAAAAAAAUGGUGAGGACCGAUUGGCCCAAUUCACUUACUUUGAAAGUAUCUCACUGUAAUCCAGAUUUUUUGCCAUUUUUAAAGAAAAUAAAUGAAGUGCAUUGUAAUUUUUGUGGUAAUCAACAUUAUGCAACAAAUGCUGUUGACUGGUCUUAACCUGAACUGACCCCAACAUAUUACUUUAAUAUUGUAUUUGAGCAACCAUUGUCAACGUCCUUGUUCACCAUCCUAAUGAAAUACGGCCGUUUAUUUUCUUUGUUGUUUAUACAAACACGCGCGCACACACACACAUGCAAAUACUUUGCUGGCCAUCAUUUCAAUUUAACAGCAGGCAGGAACUAUCAACAUAUCAAGUGAAUAUACUUAAAACAUAACAUAUUUACACACCUAUUACUUUUGCAGUCUGGGUCACAAACACACACUCCUUAAACACACACUAACCUCAGUGGCUCUGUUUCCACCCUCUUUCUCCAUGUUUUGUUUUCCUCUACUUCUCUGCACCUUAUAAAUAUUUAUUUUUAUAAUACAGUAUAACUGUAUUUUUAUUUCUUUUUCAGCAUAUACUGGAACAGAGAUCAUGUUUUAAUCUUGUCAACCUUUCAUGGUGAUUCUUCUCUGUUUAUCAUGUGUGUUUGUACGAUAAGCUCAGUAUGAACUGCCUCUGAGUAACCAGGUUUUAUUUGUGUCCACUGCCACACCUCACUAAAACAACACCUACCCCAGUGCUCACUAAUCUUUAUUCCCACACUUAGAUCCGCACAUCUCAUGUGACAUUCCCACAUACUAAACCACCCUCAUUCUCACACUUACUCACUCAGUGUUGCGUGACACAGAUGGAAUUGGUACCUGCGAAACUCGCUGUUUAUUUAGCUGGGUCAGUGACAUUUAUUUUAGUUUUUGUCCAGGUCUAUACAUUUCUUUGAAAAUGAAAUCCUGCUAGCCCGAGGAAGGUUGAUUUGACCGAGAUCUUGCAUUAAAAAAUCAAAUCAAAAUUGUGUUACAACUGUCCUGAAACAGAACGAGGAAAAAAGGCUCAUUAAAAUGAUGAAAUUAUUAAAAAAAGAAAUAAUCUUAUAUUCUUUUAUUUCUUAGAAAAAAGGCAGUGAAGUGGCCUCUCUAUUUAAAAAGAGUACAUUUCUAAGAACAUGAAAUCGAUUUAAAAUAAAAAAUGUCCCUUUCUUAAUUUUAAACACUCUUAUUUGUCAUUGUCCCAGCUAAGUGUGUAUUAGAAAUAUGGCUUUAGAAUUUCUGUUGACUUUAAAGAUUAACUCAUUUUAUGUUGUUAGAAUAGUCACAGUUAUAAUGGCAACCUUACAUACACAGUCUUGAGAAUUUCUGGCGCCCUAAAAACACCAUUGUGUCCUUCUGAGAGCUUCAGUUUGUGGACUGACCCUAUUAGUAUUAAGGCUAAAUUUGCUUUGGAUAGGAACAUGCGUGUUAAUGACUAAUAAUAAUAUAUACUUCCAUUGAACACAACUACAAUAUUGUUAUUGAAGAUAGUUUUCUUAGUACAAGGACGACAGAAAAGUGCAUUAAAUGUGCAGUGGAUGCUGUUGGGACAGCAGAUAUUGGAAAAUAUGCCAUGCAAAAGCAAAGAUGGGAUAUUACCCUUCACAAGCCCCUGUAAUCUCCCUCACCCCCUAGAUUUACAGCAUCCCCUCCCUCACAGAUUGACCCAGAUUAUCUGUGUACAGAGAAUCAGUGCAGCUGGAGAGUAUUAGAUAGCACUACACUCAUUCACUACCAUGACCAAUGUCAUUCUACUUCCUGCUGUUUCUGCUUCAUCAUGCUAACUCCAUUAUAAACAUACAACAAAGACCAAUCAAAUUUUGACCAAUCAUAUCCACUCAGCAUGUGAGAUUUAAUCAAAGAGCACUUUACAGGUUACUGGAUGUACCACAAGUUUAUUUAGUGCUUUGAAAUAUAGUUAAGUAAGGAAGCAUGUGUUUUUGUUGAUGUAUUCGGACUUGUAUGUUUUCAUUCACACUCCAAUCCCAGUGUUGUGUGGAGUCGUAACCACACUACAUAAUGACUACUGGAUCGCACCCAUGAGACUUUGAUUAAAUGACAUUAUCUGUGCAGCCAGUCUUACUAACCACAUCUAACAAGCUGAACUAAGGCUGCUUGCACCUGGUAUGAGCGUCCAUCUCAAUUGCUCAGCUGACAUAGACCUGCAUCGUCAUACGGUGCAAAAAUGUAACAAAACACAAUAAAUAUAUCCCACUGCUGUUUCGUUAUAAUCUUUAUAAUCUGACGACAAAAAUGAUGUUGUCAUCUUGUCAUGUUAAUAUAAGAAGAUUAUGUGAAGCUUUGCUAUCGAUUAUCAAUAUGAUUUAUUUAUUCUAUUGUUUUCUUUUAAAACUGUACAUAGCAGGCACAGUUUAAAACGUAACAAGAAUUAUUUGAACACCAAAUUGUGUUGUUUGACAGCUUAGUAUUUACAUUCCUCUAAAUGAUUAACACUCCUUUUUAUUUGUAUAUACAGUGAAUGUAAGGCUAAAUGCUUCCUCACACACAGCACUAGACUAAUGGCUGUUCUUCAUGUCACUGAUGUGCUGAUAAGGGUAAAAGGCCCACUUCAUCACACCCAUCCACUGCUUCAGAUACAACAUCAGUACUCCCUUUAUUGAGUGCACUGGUGUUUGUUCAAAGCCUUUCUAUUGAGGUUUGUAUUCUCAGUCGUGUAGCAGCUGUCUUGUAUUUGUAUCAAAGCCUGUCUGCUAGUCCAGUUCGCUGUAUAAUCCACUUCACGUCUUUCUGGCAGCCAGACUUAGUUGUGUAAUGCAUACACGAAAAAUAGUAAAUGAAGGCACAAUAUCCAGUUAAGAUAUAAAUACUCUAUUUGUGUUAGUAAAUAUAGCACACCUAACCAAUGGCCUUAAUGAUGCAGAUACUGAAGCAUUCCCAAAGUUUUACAUACAGACUAUAGUCUUCUUUGUAAUUUUGUGGUAUUUAAUAUUAUUAUUCAAUCAAAGAUAUAAAAAUGAUUAUAAAGCUGAGAUCUUGUUUGAAAGAAUUUUGGAUGCAACUCUUUUUUUUUUUGGCCUUUCUUUCCUCUUUGUACAGCUUCUGUAUAUCAGGUUGUGUUUGCCUCGCCCUGUUCACUUGCACUGUCAUCUCUUUCAAAAGCACCGCUUAAGAAAUGUCCUUUGUUGUGUCACUGAACAUAUACCUCUAUUUUGUGUCUUUGUAACAUUCUGUUAUUAAAUUGUAUCAUGUGAUGAUUAAAUGUUUUGAAGCAUCA